GUCCCCUAACGGCAAAUGGGUGGGUGCAUGUGUGUAUAUUUAAGAACUGUGUUUGUUGAACGAAUUCCCCAAAACAGACUUCAAGCAAAGUCAAAAUAGAAUUUCUGGCACAGGUUCAAUCUGAUCACGAACAUGGACACUCAAACGGACGCCCCUGGGUCCAUUGCUAACCCGAUAAAAUUUCGGGACCAGGAUUACGCGACUCUUCGUGAUGCAGGCGUUAAAUCCCGUUCGCUGUUUUCUGACCCAACCUUCGCCCCGGAUCAAAGCUCAAUCGGUUUGCCUCUUGACCCAGACCCCAAGAAAGAAAUCAAGUGGCUACGACCCAAGGAGAUCAAUGCCAACGCGGUGUUUGUGGAGGACACCAUGUCCACCACCGACAUCUGCCAGGGCCAGCUGGGUGACUGUUGGUUACUGGCGGCCCUGUCCUCACUCACCAUGCACUCCAAUCUGAUUGACAGAGUGGUUCCACCCAAUCAGAGCCUGGCAGAGCCCUACGCAGGCAUCUUCCACUUCACGUUUUGGCAGUAUGGUGAGUGGGUGGAGGUGGUGGUGGACGACAGACUGCCUGUACGUGGAGGCCGGCUGCUCUUCAGCUACUCCUGCACCCGCAACGAGUUCUGGAGCGCCCUGGUGGAGAAAGCCUAUGCCAAACUGAUUGGGUCAUAUGGCAGUCUGAAGGGGGGUAACAUCUCUGAGGCGAUGGAGGACUUCACAGGGGGCAUAGCCUGCUCCCUCUCUGUCUCCUCCCGCACCCCUGCCGUCCUGUGGAGAGCCCUCUCUGAUGCCCUGACACGAGGCAGCCUGCUCAGCUGCUUCAUACAGGCCAAGAACACCACAGAGAUCGGCACGGUAACUGCAGUGGGACUGGUGAGGGGCCAUGCCUACGCCAUCACAGACCGUGACACGGUGAAAAGGUCAGCUGGUGAGACCUUGCUACUGAGGCUGAGAAACCCCUGGGGCUUUGUGGAGUACUCUGGGCCCUGGAGUGACAAGAGUAAAGACUGGGAUGAUGUGGACGGUGACGAAAAGAAAAGGAUUCACCUGAAAAACAGUGAGGAUGGAGAGUUCUGGAUCAGUGUGGAGGACUUCAGCCAGCUGUUCAACACAGUGGAGAUGUGCAGUGUGGAGCCCGACCCCAUAGUGGACGAGGACACAAGCACGGACCCCCCCGCCACGCCCGCCUCUGACUGGACUCUCACCUCCUACAAAGGAUCCUGGGUACCAGGCUCAACCGCAGGGGGCAAUUCUACUAACAGUCGAUCUUACUGGAAGAAUCCCCAGUUCCAGCUCAACCUGGCAGAACAUGAUGAUGACAGGCAGUUGACACCAGAGGAGAAGCAAGUGGCAGACCAGCAGAAGGGGAAAGCAAAGCAGUGCACCGUGCUGGUAGAACUACUGCAGAAAAACCGGAGAAAUAAGGCUAAAAUCAACUUCCUCCAAAUCGCCUUCCACAUCUACCGGGUUCCUUCAGAGCUCAAGGGCCUGUGUCUGGACCAGAAGUUCUUCUCUUCCCAGCAGCCUGUAGGGAGCUCAGGGAAGUACCAGUCCACCAGGGCGGUGUGGAAGGAGGUGAAGCUCGACCCAGGAAACUACAUUAUCAUCGUGUCGACCAACAGCCCCAACCAGCCGUCAGAUUUCUUCAUCCGCAUCUACUCCAAAACAGGCAACGAUCUGAGGACUUACAGCGUCAGCUGCUCCACUGCCCUCCUCAUGACAAUGUCAACUCCUCCAGUCCAGCCAGAGGACCGCAUGAAAAUUCAGAAGACCUUUGAUGAGGUGGCCGGGCCGGAUGGCAGGCUGAAUGCUAAGGAGUUCAUGGAGCUGGUUAACUCAGUGCUGGAGAAAGAAUACCAGCUACCACUGGAGACAUGUAGACAGCUCAUCUUUGGGGAGGAUACUGGGGGGCGUGGCUGUCUGACCCAGGAGCAGACGGAGCCUCUACUGGCCUCUCUUCGCACUCUGCAGACAAUCUUUUUCAAGUAUGAUGAGGACUCUUCAGGGACCAUGAGCCCCUUUGAACUGAGUCUGGCCCUUCAGACUGCUGGCGUGCAGUGUGACGACCAGGUCAUGCAGGUGCUGUGGGAGAGGUUCGGCUCUGGGCAGCCUCAACUGCCUUUCCAUGGAUUUGUGGCCUGUGUCACCAGGCUGCGCAAGUUAUUCGCCCUGUAUAAAUCAGAGAGCCACCCUGACGUCAGCCACGGAGGAAUCAACGCAUGGCUUCUCAAGUUCCUGGCAGUGUGAGAGGGCUGGGUGAACAGGGUCUCUGCACGGGAACAGCAGGGGCAGGACAUGUCUGGCCAGGACCAUGUGACAUCAUCAUGCCUCGGUCGGCACCACUGUCCACACAGACCCUCUCUCUCUUUCACACGCACGCACCAUAUGUUCUCUGUUCACAUGGAUCUUUCCUGAGUUACUGUCACUUUACAGUUUUUCUCGAUUGCUUACAAGCAUCGGUCAAUACUGAAUCCAAAAUGACACAACAGUUCACACAGUGUGCAUUACCAAGAUGCAUUGUUGCAAAACAGUUAAUCUCACCCCCAAAACUCACUAAAACCACCAAAACAAGCUUGAUCCACCAAAACACUGGCAACA
This is a messenger RNA of Esox lucius (northern pike), 2595 nucleotides long. RefSeq names its product calpain 12 (gene capn12). Gene Ontology annotation, molecular function: calcium-dependent cysteine-type endopeptidase activity; calcium ion binding. The record is from RefSeq and is a predicted model, not a curated record. Gene Ontology annotation, cellular component: cytoplasm. Bases 133 to 2244 code for a protein of 703 amino acids. Gene Ontology annotation, biological process: negative regulation of apoptotic process; proteolysis. The transcript has 22 exons. NCBI's taxonomy places the organism in Eukaryota, Metazoa, Chordata, Actinopteri, Esociformes, Esocidae.